Molecule: messenger RNA, 4185 nt
Organism: Talaromyces stipitatus ATCC 10500
Lineage: Eukaryota; Fungi; Ascomycota; Eurotiomycetes; Eurotiales; Trichocomaceae
Product: stress response protein Nst1, putative
Exons: 5
Coding region: 1-3690 (1229 amino acids)
Source: RefSeq, a predicted model, not a curated record
AUGUCUGCUGCCCUUCACCGACCACCAGUUACCGCCCACGUCCUAGCGAGUACGAAAACAAAGCAACCAUCAACUGUACGAAGCACACCAGCCUCGGUUCCUACACAACUAAAUCGGUCGGCGAGCGAGAAUAGCAGUAGACCAGAAUCAGAUACCAUGGCGCCUCCAGUGAAUCGUAAGAAGCAGAAGAGGCGACAGAAGCAGGCAGCUCGACUUGCAGCUGAGCAACAAGAUCACACUGCGGAGCACUUGACGAAUGCAUCAGAUCAGGCGCAGUAUAACAACAAGGACCAGUCCGACGCUGACGAUGGGGAGGUCUAUGAUCAUGAUGAUAUCGACGAUGACGAGGAUAUUAACCAUUCUAGGCUCAUAACGAAUGGCAACGGGAUGACAAAGACCUCCAAAUCAAAGAAGAAGAAGAAAUCCAAGACUACGUCCGCUACUCAGAAACUGGCCGAGGAAAGUUCUACGUCUCUUUCUGCACCGUCUGCGACGACAGGUCGGCCACAACCCCCACAACCUACGUCAAGCAGUCAAUCGAUCAAAAAGCCCAAGGAUCGCAUAUGGAAUACAUCUACUCAAGAGGAGCGUGAGAACAUCAAGAAAUUUUGGCUUGAGCUUGGCGAGGACGAACGAAGGGCUUUGGUCAAGGUGGAAAAGGAUGCCGUGUUGAAGAAGAUGAAGGAGCAGCAAAAGCAUUCGUGUAGUUGCACCGUUUGUGGGCGGAAGCGGACGGCGAUUGAAGAGGAGCUAGAGGUAUUGUACGAUGCAUACUAUGAGGAACUCGAACAAUACGCCAAUAACAACCAGGGCACUUUCGAGAAUGGUGCUCCUAUCGUUCCUCCGCCACGACUGUACCAUCAUAAUCUUCAUUCGUUUAGCCGUCAUACACAUCGGCAUACGCAUUCUCAUCCUCACUCCCACGCCCACCCUCAUUCGCAUUCGCAUAUUCAUGAUCAUCAUCAUGAUCAUCACCAUGAUCACCACGAUCAUCACGACCACGAUCACCAUGACCAUGACCAUAAUCAUGACCACGACCAUGGUCAUCAUCACCAUCAUCACCACUCCCAUCACGGCCGAGUGCACGAGAUACCCGAAGACGAAGACGACUUAGAAGACGAGUAUGAUGAAGAGGACGAUGAAGAAGAGCCAUAUAGCGAUGAUGAAUUGGACGACGAUAGCCACGGGGAGCGAGCCGAUUUCUUCGCCUUUGGAAAUAGUCUCACGGUAAAAGAUGGUAUAUUAACUGUCGCCGAUGACCUGCUAAAGAAUGACGGGAAACAUUUCAUUGAUAUGAUGGAACAACUAGCCGAGCGCCGAAUGCAGCGCGAGGAAGACACGCAAUAUGGAAUGGUAGCUGCACAUCAAUCUUACCACGCAGGACAUAACCACGGCCCCCUGGAUGAAGACGAUUAUGAUGACGAAGAAGAGGAGGAUUAUGACAGUCAGGAGGAAGAAGACUACGAGGACGAUGAAAUGGAUACGAUGACCGAGGAACAACGUAUGGAAGAAGGAAGGCGAAUGUUUCAAAUAUUUGCUGCUCGAAUGUUCGAACAACGAGUGUUAACCGCAUAUCGAGAGAAAGUCGCGCAGCAACGACAAGAAUUGCUCCUACAGGAAUUGAUGGAAGAGCAAACCCUGAACGAACAACGGUCAGCAAAGAAAGCUCGCGAGGCGCAAAAGAAGAAAGAUAGGAAGAAGCAGCAGAAACAAGCCCGCGAGGAGGAGAAAGCUCGAAAGGAUGCCGAAAAAGCUGCCGAAGAAGCAGCAGCUCGUGCACUCGAAGCGAAGAAGCUGGAGGAACAGAAGCGCAAGAAAGAAGAGCUGCGAAAGAAGAAAGAGGCCGAGAAGAAAGCCCAAGAAGAGGAGCGUUUGCGCAAGGAAGCUGAGAAGCAGAAACGGCUCCAAGAAGAACGUGAACGCCAAGCUGAGAUUGAGCGCAAACAAAAGGAACAGAAGGAGCGCGAACGAAAGAAGCGUGAAGAAGCUAAGAGAAAAGAGCGAGAGGAGCGUGAAGCUAAGGAAAAGGAACUAAGGGAUAAGAAAGCCAAAGAGGAGCAGGAGCGCAAGCAACGUGAAGAGCAAGCCAUGCGCAUCAUAGAGCAAACGGCCAAAGAGAACAGUCAAUCACAGUCUUCACAGUCUGUGCUGCCUCCCAAGCGAGUAUCACAACCGACCUCGGGUACUGGAUUCGUCCCUCCUGGAUUCCAAAGUCCUCAAGCCGCGCCCGUCGCCAGUUCCCCGCAUUUCCAAGUCGCGACACCUAUCGUCCACAAGGCCUCAACUCCUGCUCGUCCACGUCAACCCUCGCAGCAAGGAUCACACGCGUCAUCUCCAAGGUCUCAAACAACGAGCGGUCCUGAACCUCUUUCCUCAGUAUCGCCGCAGAGCUUGCACUUAUCGCAGCCAUCAAGUACGCCUCUCAGCUCAUCAGGCAAGCUUGGUCUCUCCCAACAGCCUAUCCUGCAUCACCCUCAGCCUUCAGCACCUCUAUCACCCUUGAGUAGCGCCACUAGGUCUCAUACUAUGGGUUAUCCACCUGUCAACGGGCUGCCAGCUCACCCUCCUCCUGGAAUGCCUGGAAUAGCGACGCGUCCUGUUGGCAACGAGAACAUGACAAUGUAUCCUCCUCAUUCUGGGCCUGUUGGUAGCCAGUACAGAGGCUUCGCCACACCAAAUGGGGUUCUCUUACCUCCAGGAAUUGGCGGUACUCGCCCAAUGCCAAUCCCCAAUCGCGGGUUCCCUCCUCUUGAUCCAGGCCACAAUCUGGCGUUUGGCGGUCAAGUACCUGGACCUGGCGUGAUUUCAUCCGUUCCACCCACAGGAAGACCUACCGCACACUCUCGUCAAGCGUCAGGAUCGUUCGAUAGACCACCCGUUGAUGGCCAAGCUGUGAAUGCCCCAAUCUCUCGCCCAACACCAAUUAAGCGGCCCUCGAGCCCUCAGAAGGGAGAUGGGCGGAUACACGACUCAGAUGUCGAUGAUUUGAGUGCUCAGUUGGGUAGUAGCGCGUUGCUCGAUGACUCAGAUAUACCGUUCUCCACGACCCUCUCACAGUCCCUUCCAGGGGCUCCAGUUCCAAGUGGAUUCGGGCUAUCUCGUGCGAGCUUCGGUGCACCACCCUUUCCAGACCCAUUAAGUUCUGCAAAACACCCUAGCUUUUCUGGCCAGGGAAGCAGCAACUGGGCAACUCAGAGUCCAUUUGGAGUGCCGUUCCCAACAUCUUGGAACGCGGCAGGUGUCUCUUGGCCUAACCGACCCUUCGGCAAUCGUACAUCUCGACCUGUGGCUAUUCGGUUGCUCGUCAUCCAGGCAAUCAAGCAUCUAAGCUCCAUGAGCCCUGCGAAAUUCGCUCCUGGGUUCUAUGAAGUCAAUCGUCUUCUCCGUCAAGUCGAACAGCUGAAUUCACUCAAUGAUCCACCCAUUACACUGAACGAAAUAAUGGACAUCUGUGAUACAGAAGGUAACUCACAAAACGGAGGUGGAACGUUCAUCAUCAAAGAGGAUGGAAAGGGCGCUCGUUAUGUCAAGUUCGAGCCAGACAGUGCCAGCCCUAUGUCUAGUCAUCGUGGUAGUUUUGUUCCCGGAGACAUUGGAAGUCCUGUCCCUGCUCACAGCCUGCCAGCCCCUUUUGGCGGGGUUGGGGCAGCACCUGGUGUCCGACAGUACUCAUCUCCAACGACUUUCUAGUCAACCGCUUCCUUCUUCCCAGUUCUUCAUCUCCUCGCAUUCGCAGGCGAGCGCCAACUCGCGAAAAGCAUCCAGGCGUCAUGUUUCACGUCCGUCCUAUCUUCCUGGGUUUUCGGGGUACCCCAUGCUUUUGGGUUUACGAUUGUUUUUAUCAUAUCUCUUUCUCCCUUUUCUUCUCUUCUUCUAGGGCCUUUCUUGGAUGUCUAGUGGUACAAUGCAUUCCACAACUUCCUUUUCUGUUUUGUUUCUUAACGCAGCACCAUGCCAUCAGCUUUGUGGAGUUCUUUUCUUUUCAAAGGUUUCUUAUUUGAGUGGGAUCAUGCUUUUUUCACCUGUUUGUGUACGUCUUUUUUCUUUCCAUUAUCGAUGCUGUUCUAUUUCAGUUUUGCUCCUCGAACAAGCCCGACUACGGGCUCGUGGUAUUUUUGUAUUGUAGGUAGCUACCAUAGGUAGUUUUGACUGGGCGGAAUUACCAACGAAGGAAGCGUCAUGGGG